This is a messenger RNA of Cuscuta epithymum, 3438 nucleotides long. Lineage: Eukaryota; Viridiplantae; Streptophyta; Magnoliopsida; Solanales; Convolvulaceae. The record is from the annotation of a GenBank genome assembly.
UUAAUAUAACACCAUACGGAACACAGCCUUAUACAAGGUCGUGCACAACAAGAUAUUUUCUGCUAAAAACUGUCAAAUUAACGAGGUACCUAAAUGAGUCGAUCUCCAGAGGUCAGUUCUUUCUAUCUUCAUCCCCUGUUUCUUCUCAAAGCCAUGCUAAUCACAACCUCCGGUAGAUUUUUGUUCGGGAACUUGAAUUUGAAAUAUUUUUCUUAGGAUGCACGUAUUAAAUUUGUAUUUGAUCUGUUGAAUCUUUGUAACAAGUCAUUCAAGAACAAUGAUAGAGGGGACAGCAGAGAAUUUAUCAGUUGCUGUUGAAUCUAAUUGUGAUCCACCUGACCAUGAUUCUUUACUGUCUCGAAAAUCAGAUGGUGGGGAUACGUUAACAGAUUACUCGUCGUGUGAAUCAGAGUAUGAGAGGUACUGCAGUGCCAAUUCAGCCACGGGGACUCCUACUGUGUAUAGCUCACUAGUGACAACAUCAUUUCUUGAGUUCCCACAUAGCUUCAAAAUAGGAGAUGAACAUCUUAAUGGUUGGAAUAAUGGAAGUUACAGGAAGUUACCCGAAUCUCGCUAUCCCGGUCAUUAUUUGCACGAAAAUGAAUUUUGUUAUCAAAAGAUUGAAGCAGAAAAGGAAUUGGUGGAGGCCAAGGGUGAAACAGAUUUAUAUGAAAAUGCAGAUUUAUUUUUGAUGCACGAUGAUAGUUCAAUAGAACGUCUUGACAUAUGUGCGGGAUCGGGGGUAAAAUUUGAGGAUUUACCUGUGAGAAAUGCGGAAGAAGAAGAAAAGUCUCACAUCCACGGUUCUGAAGAGGACAUGAACAUGGUUGUUGUUGUAAAAGAAGUUAAAAAUUCAGGGUCAUCUAGAAACAGCCAUUCAGAAGAUGAUUAUUCAAUAUUUGGAGGGGAGACAGACGCAGAGGACAAGAUUGAGUUAUAUUAUAGUAGUAAUUUACCACCUUUGAGCCAAAAGCAUAGUGAUCAUGACAAGAAGUUUUGUAUGAAUUCUUCUAUAGCUUUUGGCUCUGAUGAUUGGGAUGAUUUCGUCCAAGAAACAAAAAGUGUUGUUUUACUGGCUCAAGAUGAUUUUCAGGCUGAUAGCAAUCAGAACUUUGAAGUUAAAAGUGGUUGUUUGCCCAAUGCUUCUAAGAUGCCUAUAAAGUUUUCGGGUGUAAGUUCAAAAGUGCAACAAGAUGAGGCAAACAGAGUGCUUGUAACCAAUAAACCGAAGCAUACUAGUCCUCUGGAGCAUUCAGAUCUGUUAAAAAAUUGUAAGGGAGAGCAUCCAAAGGUGUUGCAUACUCAAAACAAUCAGAGUUAUGUUGUUGAUGCAUUUUCCAAGUUCCUUAAGGAGUCUUCUGUUCAGAAUGUAUUGCGUAAAAACAGAGAUGGGAUUUCGGGCCAGAGUCAUCAAUGUGAUAUUAGUGAGGAAGAAAUUCAGACUAAUUCUUCUAGCAUGGAUUCAAAAAUAAAAACCUUGUAUGUGGAACCACAUUUGGUUUCUGUUUCAGGAGAGCAUUCUGAAGAAGCAAAGACAAUGAACCUUGACCUAAAUGGAUUGUACAGUGAGAUUGUUCAUGAUAUGGAAGAAAUAUUACUUGAUUCUGGUGAACCUUCUGGAUUUGCUCUAGGAAACAAGAUAUAUCAGUCUUAUAUACCUCUCCUUUCAAGAGAUGGUGGUACUACUGCUUCAAUUUGUAGCAGGGAUGACGCUUCUCCUAUUAAUCAGCACCCUUGGAGGAUUAGGGGAAUAGAAGUCAUCGGGGCAAGGCAGAGAAAGGGGAAUGUUUCUCUCAGUGAGCGUAUUCUUGGAAUAAAAGAACACACCCUUUACAAAAUAAGGGUUUGGAGUGGAGAGGAAAAUUGGGAUGUUGAGAGGCGGUUCCGUGAUUUUUCUACCCUUUACCACCAUCUGAAGAAGGCAUUUGCAGAUCAAGGGUGGGUUCUUCCUCCUCCGUGGUCCUCCAUUGAACGAGAAUCAAUAAAGCUUUUUUGUAGUGCUUCCCCAGAUGUCAUUGCUGAGAGAAGUGUUCUCAUACAGGAGUGUUUACAAUCGACUCUUCACUCAAGGUUUCCUUCUGCUUCCCUAAAUCCUCUGUUUGGUUUCUUAUCCCCAGCACAUGAUAUUCCUAAUCCGCUCAAAUCUGAUUCAAAUAUUACUUUUGGGAAAACUAUAUCGCUGAUUGUUCAAAACAGACCGUUUAAAUCUGUGAAACAAUUGUUAGAUGAACAGCAUCAUAGUUGUGCGGGCUGCUACAUAAACUUUGGUGGUGGAAAGAGUAGGGUAGAGGAAUUUGUACAGACGCUAGGGUGGGGCCGGCCUCGUCUGUGUGAGUACAGUGGCCAGCUGUACUGCUCUUCAUGCCACAGAAAUGAGACUGCUGUCUUACCAGCAAGAGUUCUACAUUACUGGGAUUUCAGCUAUUAUUCAGUUUCUCAGAUGGCUAAAUCUUAUCUGGAGUCUAUAUAUAGUCAGCCAAUGCUUUGUGUUAGUGCUGUAAACCCUGUACUGUUCUCAAAGGUUCUAACUCUGCAACGUGUGACAAAUAUGAGAAAGCGUAUUGGUGUGAUGCUUCCAUUUGUCCGUUGUAGCUUUCGCGGUUCUAUAUUCAAAGCGGUUGGGUCUCGCAGAUAUCUUCUCGAAAGCAGUGACUUCUUUGCACUUAAAGACCUUAUUGAUCUUUCCAAGGGUGUUUUUUCCGCACUGCCUGUGAUGGUAGAGACUAUCUCAAGAAAAAUAGUAGAGCAUAUUGCCGAACAGUGCCUCAUAUGUUGUGAUGUGGGUAUCCCCUGUAAUGCUAGACAACAUUGUGAUGAUCUGUCUUCUCUCAUUUUCCCUUUCCAGGAAGGAGAGAUAGAAAGAUGCAAAUCUUGCAAUUCGGUUUUCCACAAAAAGUGCUUCAAAAAGACACCCACUUGCCCUUGUGGUUCUCAUUUGAAUCCCGGACCAGAGAGCAACGGGGGCGGCAUUGUUGGUAAUAAAAGUAAACACUUUCUUUCUGCUUUGUUCCCAAAGGUAAGGUCACCUAGGCCUUCCCACAAUAGAGACCAAGAUACUGUUAUCUUGAUGGGUUCAUUACCAAGUAACACCCUCUGAUUCGAUGAUUGUUUGCAUGAGCAUGUGUAUUUUUUUUGUUUUGUUUGUUCUUUGUGGAGGAACUUCGCACAACUGUCUGUGCAACUCCAAUAAAUGGUGUCUUAAUACAGAUUUACUGAUGGGGGGAUAUGGCCUUGAUCUUGUUGAUUAAAAGCUAGCGUUGCAAUGCUUUUAAUGUGCCAACUCCUCAAAUUCUUCAAAUAUAUACUACGACACUACGACUGCAAAUGUAUACUACUGGUACAGCGAUACCAGUAGUAUACAUAAUAGCAUAUAUAGUGUUCUUCCGAUCAAUUGUUAGCAUACAUAAUAGCACCAUAUAUGAUAGGGAAAAUUUUCUC